Messenger RNA from Kogia breviceps (pygmy sperm whale), 4354 nucleotides. Lineage: Eukaryota; Metazoa; Chordata; Mammalia; Artiodactyla; Physeteridae. The record is from RefSeq and is a predicted model, not a curated record.
CGCGCAGACGGACGCGGGCCGCUGGCCGCGAUGGGGGAGGGCGGGCUGCCCCCGGCCUUCCAGCUGCUGCUGCGCGCCUGCGAUCAGGGCGACACGGAGACGGCGCGGCGGCUGCUGGAGCCGGGUGCUGCGGAACCGGCGGAGCGCGGCGCGGAGCCCGAGGCGGGCGCGGAGCCGGCGGGGCCCGAGGCGUCCGGGCCCGGGGCGGGGUCGGCGGCCGGAGCGCCGGUGCCCGUAGAUUGCUCGGACGAGGCGGGCAACACGGCGCUGCAGUUCGCCGCGGCCGGGGGCCAUGAGCCGCUGGUGCGCUUCCUGCUGCGACGCGGCGCCUCGGUCAACAGCCGCAACCACUACGGCUGGAGCGCGCUCAUGCAGGCGGCCAGAUUCUGUCCACUCUUGGAGAAGAGGCCAGACAGGCCCAGUCCCCCUGCAGCUGGGGAAGCCAGUUCACCAAGCUCUCCCUCCGAGCUCCGCAGGCUGAGUGACCCGGUGCUGUUCAGGUUCACGUCUCAGAAGUCCAAGGCUCCUUCCAGCUCUGAGCCCAGAAAGAUUGCGCCAACCCCAAACGUUGCAAAACAGAACUCUUCUGCCCUCUGGCGGCAGACAAUGGAAGAGAUUUUGAUGGGAAAAGGCAUCUGUUUUCCUCUUCCUGGUAUUAGAGUUGGUGGAUUUGGACAUGUGAGCGUGGCACACCUCCUUUUGGAUCAUGGGGCUGAUGUCAAUGCCCAGAACCGGCUGGGGGCCAGUGUGCUCACCGUGGCCUCUCGGGGUGGCCACCUGGGCGUGGUGAAGCUGCUCCUGGAAGCCGGUGCCUUCGUGGACCAUCACAAACCCUCAGGCGAGCAGGCGGGGGACAGCAGGGAUGAACUCCUGGACGUCACGGCCCUGAUGGCCGCCAUCCAGCAUGGACAUGAGGCUGUGGUACGUCUGCUGAUGGAGUGGGGUGCAGACCCCAACCACGCGGCCCGCACUGUGGGCUGGAGCCCGCUGAUGCUGUCGGCACUCCUCGGGAGGCUUGGCACGGCCCAGCAGCUGGUGGAGAAGGGGGCCAACCCGGACCACCUCAGCGUGCUGGAGAAGACCGCCUUCGAGGUCGCACUUGACCGCAAGUACAGGGACCUUGCAGACUACCUGGACCCGCUGACCACUGUCAGACCCAAGACAGAUGAGGAGAAAAGGCGACCUGAUAUUUUCCAUGCAUUGAAAAUGGGGAACUUCCAGCUGGUCAAAGAGAUUGCCGAUGAAGACCCCAACCACGUGAACCUGGUUAAUGGGGAUGGGGCGACCCCACUGAUGCUGGCAGCAGUCAUGGGGCAGCUGCCUCUGGUGCAGCUACUGGUUGAGAGGCAUGCUGACGUGGACAAGCAGGACAGCGUGCAUGGCUGGACGGCCCUCAUGCAGGCCACCUACCACGGGAACAAGGAGAUUGUCAAAUAUCUGCUAAACCAAGGAGCUGAUGUCACUCUCCGUGCAAAAAACGGGUACACGGCCUUUGACCUAGUGAUGCUGCUGAGUGAUCCUGACACGGAACUUGUUCGACUGCUGGCAUCUGUCUGCAUGCAGGUGAAUAAAGACAAAGGCCGGCCCAGCCACUCACCACCCCCGCCCCACUCGAAGGUCCGACAGCCCUGGAGUGUCCCAGUGCUGCCUGAUGACAAAGGCGGACUUAAGUCCUGGUGGAACCGAAUGUCCAAUCGGUUCCGGAAGCUCAAACUGAUGCAGACACUGCCCCGUGGGCUGUCCAGCAACCAGCCAUUGCCCUUCUGUGAUGAGCCAGAGCCAGCACUGGACUCCACAAUGAGGGCGCCCCCCCUAGACAAGACGAGCCGCUCUGGGCUCCCCGACGUGACCCCCACGACCAAAGACAAUGGUCCUGGGAGCACAAGAGGAGAAAAGGAAGAUGUGUUAUUGACAACCAUGCUUCGGAAUGGAGCCCCCUUCACCAGACUCCCAAGCGACAAGCUGAAGGCAGUCAUCCCCCCUUUCUUACCCCCUUCCAGCUUUGAGCUGUGGAGCUCGGAUCGGUCCCGGACAUGUCACAACAGGAAGGCAGACCCCAUGAAGACUGUGCGGCCCCAGAGAGCCAGCAGGGGGCAGCCUAUGGGCGGCGGGAGCACAGACACCACUCCCGUCAGGCCAGUUAAAUUUCCAUCUCUCUCCAGAAGCCCAGCCUCUCCCGCCAAUUCUGGAAACUUCAACCACUCACCUCAUUCUUCUGGUGGCUCCAGUGGGGUAGGAGGCAUGAGCAGGCACGGUGGGGAGCUGCACAACCGCUCAGGUGGCAGCAUAGACAGUGUUCUGUCCCAGAUCGCUGCCCAGAGGAAAAAAGCAGCUGGAUUAUCUGAGCAGAAGCCCAGCCAUCAGUCAAGUCCUGUUGGGCCAGCACCUGGCUCCAGCCCAUCUGAGCUCCUGGUCUCCUCUGCAGGCGGCAGUGUUCCUGGUGGCAAGCAGAAACUGGAGACGAGCAAAAGGCCUCCGUCUGGAACUUCCACUACCUCCAAAAGCACCUCCCCCACCCUCACGCCUUCACCUUCUCCCAAAGGGCAGGCAGCCGAGUCCUCCGUGUCCUCCUCCUCAUCCCACCGGCAGUCCAAGAGCAGCGGGGGCUCCAGCAGCGGCACCAUCACUGAUGAGGAUGAACUGACUGGAAUCCUUAAGAAAUUAUCACUUGAGAAAUAUCAGCCCAUUUUUGAGGAGCAAGAGGUGGAUAUGGAAGCAUUUCUCACGCUCACCGAUGGUGACUUGAAGGAGCUGGGUAUUAAGACAGAUGGAUCCAGGCAGCAGAUUUUGGCAGCGAUUUCUGAACUGAACGCAGGCAAGGGACGCGAGAGACAAAUUUUACAGGAAACCAUUCACAACUUCCACUCUUCCUUCGAGAGCAGCGCCAGCAACACCAGGGCCCCUGGAAACAAUCCCUGUACGUGACCUUCCUUCCUGUGGUCACCAGUGUGAGCUUUCUGAAUCUCAGUACCCCCUUCACAUGGCCGGUGCUCCAGCCACCAUCAGACCUUCCCCAUUCCCUGAAACACACUAUGUUUUUGUCACACCACUGUGCCUUAGUCCUUCUGCCUGGAACACCUGUCUUCCCUUCCCUGAUGUAGUAGUUGGUGAUGCUUGUUGCUGUAACAAACUCCAACACGGUAGAGACUUACUCUCCCAUACAAUCCAGUAUGGCUGCAUCCACUCGGCAGAAGCACACGGUGAUUCAGGGAGCCAGCUCCUUUCAUCUGUGGCUCUGCCAUUCCUGGGGCUUCAGACGGUUUGUUUCUGGCUGGCAGAGGGGAAGGGGAUGGUGAAGAAGGCACAGCCAUUUCUUUACUGCUUUGCUCUUAACUGCUCACAUUCCAUUGGUUCCUCCUGCUCACGUUCCAUCGGCCAUUCAUAGUCACGUGGCCCCACGUGUAGUCGUUGUCCAGGAAGUGUAGUCGUUGUUAAGGUAGUGGCUUCACAGCAACAGCUCCGUACUUAGAUGGGGGAGCACAUAUUUUGGCAGAAGUUUAGCCACUCUUCCACAUCUUCCCUUAGAACUUCUAACUUCUCCCUAAUGGUCCAAGUCACCUAACAAAUGAAGCCUUUCUCAACACCCUUACACAGAACUAACUCCUCCAGCCUCUGGGGCCCUUACUGCUCUGUGUGAUAACUCUGCUCUUGCACUUCACUGCACCUGCUGCAGACAGCGUACAACAGCUGUUCAGGAUGUAUAUGUUGAAUGCGUACUUCUUUCUUGCAAAGGCAGCCUUUUAUGUAAGGAAAAAUGGCGAGGCUCAGGGUGUGAUCUUGAGGGAUCCCUUUUCCUUCCUGGCCUUCAGUUUCCUUGUCUGUCGUCAGGCAAGACAAUGCUCUGAUAUUCCACGCUGCUCACCCCAUAUCACAGUAGGGCUUUUCCACUUUGAGUGGGAACAGAAGACCCUAAUAUGUUACACUGUAGAAGGACUUGGGUACUCACAUUUUCUAGGCAAAGAAGUGAAGAAUUUAGAAUUUCUUCUAAGGCUACAUUCCUCAGAAGGGAAUCAGCCUAUGUAGUUUUCUACUGUGUCAUAUUCUAUGAAAGGGACUCUGACUUUUGAGUCCAGUAGGUUUCUGAAAUGUCUUCAAGUGCGUAAUUCAUUCGACCAGCACCACUGGAUGCUGCGGGUGCAGAGAUGAGUCAGAGCCAGUCCCCACCCUUGAGGACCUGUACAGCAAGAGAAGAAAGGAAUGGUGGUCCCAGCCUCGAGGGGCAGCACAGCAGAAUGGAGAGAGCGUGUGCUCUGGACUCAGGCUUAGGGUUCUGGUUCAGCCCUGCAGCUAGCCAGCUGUGUGGCCAGGGAUGGGUAAGUUGGCGCUUAGAGCCAGUGUGCAUCAAGCACGUGGU